Impatiens glandulifera is the source of this 1623-nucleotide messenger RNA. Its product is annotated as probable serine/threonine-protein kinase PBL7. Bases 111 to 1433 code for a protein of 440 amino acids. Gene Ontology annotation, biological process: protein phosphorylation. Gene Ontology annotation, molecular function: ATP binding; protein kinase activity. Lineage: Eukaryota; Viridiplantae; Streptophyta; Magnoliopsida; Ericales; Balsaminaceae. The transcript has 6 exons. The record is from RefSeq and is a predicted model, not a curated record.
UCCAACCUUGAAGGCACACAAGCUAAGUACAUCAUCCACUUAAUUACUCUUUCUUCAUUGCCUCUUUCUCUGGUCAUUUCUUCUUAGUGCAUUGAUUGAUUUCUUCUCUCAUGGAAGAAGAAACAAACAAUUACAGUCCUCCAUCAACAGAGCAACAAUAUCAUAGAAGAUCACAACCUCAAACUAAUCUCCACUCUCACCAAGACAAUAAUAUGGUCCCUCCCACCAAGAUUCUCUUGAUAAUCUUACCCAUUAUCAUUGUAAUCAUGAUCAUAUCAAUACUUCUCAUCAUAGUCAUGCUCCGACGGUUGAAAUCUGCAAAAAAUGACAAUUCCAAAGGCUGCAGUACUAGCAACAAUGGAGAUUGCAUGUUUAUGAGUCACAGCAUUGUAAGCAUCAAUGCUAGUCCAGAUGAUGGGAAGGGAAGAUGUUUAUAUGGAGCAAAUUCAGUUAGGGUUCCUACUGUAAAAGUGAGAGGAGUGCAGGUUUUCACUUUUAAAGAAGUUGAAAUGGCAACUGGAAAAUUUAAAGAUGGAAAUGUUAUUGGAAAUGGAGGUUUUGGUGUUGUUUACAGAGGGGUAUUGAAAGAUGGAACUGUAGCUGCAAUUAAGAGGCUUCAUAGAGAAGGAAAACUAGGGGAACGUGCAUUCAGGAUUGAGGUUGACUUACUAAGCCGGUUACAUUGUCCCUACUUGGUGCAACUACUUGGCUACUGUGCAGACCAACACCACAGGCUCUUAGUAUUUGAGUUCAUGUCAAAUGGUAGCCUACAAAGUCACCUUCAUAAUUCAAUUAUCCCUUACAGAUCAUCAACUUUGAAUUGGGGGAUAAGACUCCGAAUAGCUCUAGACUGCGCUCGGGGCCUCGAGUAUCUGCAUGAGCAUACGGUUCCAUCUGUUAUUCAUCGCGAUUUCAAAUCGAGUAAUAUUCUAUUGAACCAACAUUUCAGAGCUAAGGUCUCUGAUUUUGGCCUUGCCAAGACCGGUUCCGAUAAAAUCAAUGGUUUGGUUUCUACUCGAGUUUUGGGGACCACCGGUUAUUUAGCACCCGAAUAUGCUUCAACCGGCAAACUCACAACAAAAUCUGAUGUAUAUAGCUAUGGUGUGGUUUUAUUGGAGCUUAUAACAGGUCGUGUACCAGUCGACACCAAACAGCCUCCUGGAGAACAUGUUCUUGUUUCAUGGGCUCUUCCAAGGCUAACAAACAGAGAAAAAGUAAUGGAAAUGGUAGACCCAUCUCUUCAAGGACAGUAUUCAAGGAAGGACUUAAUCCAGGUAGCAGCCAUUGCAGCAAUGUGUGUUCAACCAGAGUCAGAUUAUCGUCCCUUAAUGACAGACGUGGUGCAGUCUUUAAUUCCUCUCGUGAAGAACAACUCGACUCCGUGUUCAACAAAUUCGAGCCGAUAUAGUCAGAAUGCAAGUCCAAGGUGUUAGGAAUCAAGCUGUUCGAAUUCGUUGUUUCUCCUAUAAUAAUGCACUAUGAAUGAUUUUAUUAUAUAUUUAUAGAGGAAGCAUAUGAGCCAAAAUAUGCUUUAAAUGUCUAAGAAAUAUAUCUGUAAUUCAUUGGUAUCUACUCUUUUUGUAGUUCUAGGUUGAAUAAAUGAAGUGUUUCCUUCUAGAUACA